Fusarium coffeatum is the source of this 753-nucleotide messenger RNA. RefSeq lists its product as uncharacterized. The record is from RefSeq and is a predicted model, not a curated record. Bases 1 to 753 code for a protein of 250 amino acids. The transcript has 2 exons. Lineage: Eukaryota; Fungi; Ascomycota; Sordariomycetes; Hypocreales; Nectriaceae.
AUGGCGCAAUCUUCUGUUGAUCAUGAGUCGGUUCUCGCUUCUUCAUCAGAGCCCGAAUACAUCACCCAAACCUUUCGCAUCACCCGCCAGGAAGCCCUUGACAAGGCAGGCGAUCUGGUUCACACUCUCAUGUGUAUCGAUGUAGAGCAGAGCGCCCUCCGAUCCCGCAUGAAAGAUUGGGCAGAUGUUCACACCUUUCACGUUCUCCCCCGCGGCAUGAAGAGCAGAGUUAUUCGUCACUUUAAGGCCAUGUUGGACGAAGACAUGACUGAGACUUCCUGGGAAGAGCGAGUUCCAGGACCAAAGAAGGAGAUCUUACGUUCAGACCUUGCCAAGCCGUGGCUUGAUAAACUCAAGGACGUGAUCUCUUAUCUUCCUGACAGCGCGAAGCAGCAGCUGCUUGAGGGCGAGCUAAUCAUUCUCGCUUUGACCAACAUCCUCGAAUUACACGAUGUCCUGCAGCAACAGCAAAUCCAGCACGAAACGAAACAGGCCGAUCUAGUUGAGGCCAACUUCGCCAAGUUCCAGGACGUAGCUGAUCAAGUCAAUCGUCUCGAGAAGGCUGUCAGUCGCCGCCCUUCUGGGUAUCGCGGGUGGUCCUCCCAUUCUGUUUCGGACAUCAGAGUCCAGAAGCUGAAGGCCGUGUAUGCUAAGCUUCAACAAGACAACAUUGCUAUUCCUCAAGAACUCGACCAGUUGGCCUCAUGCAUCUGUCCUCCUGACAAACUUACGGAAAUUUUGAAUCGAGAAUAG